AUGAAAUAUUGCCUUGUUCCCUUGCGGUCACCAGUGGACUCCAGAGCUGCAUUUGGCAUUUCAUACUUGAAGGAAUCACACAGUGCUAUUGGGUCUGAUUUAAAAUGCUUAGAGAUAGCCCCAGCAAACCACGACCGCACAGUCUUGAUCUGGAAUGCUGACCAAUUCACCCAGCGGGAGCACAAGAGUGUUCGAGGCAACAUUGAGUUUGACUAUGCUACCCAUAUCCGCUGGUUGCCCAAUAGCAAGGGCUUCACAAUAUUCAAGAAAAUGGAAAAUACCAUUGCCAUCUACAAGGUAUCCAAGACAUCCUCUGGAAUGAUUGGAAAUGCGCAGGAGUUCUCAAACUUUCCAAAGCAAGAGGAUGAAGUAGCAGAUAUAAUCACCUUUGAUGUUGCAGUUACUGGGAAUAUUAUAAUGACAUGCAACAGCAAGAACCAGAUUGUAAUAUGGAACUUUAAGGGUGAAGUGCUGGAGCAGUUUGACACACGCCAUGGGGAUACGUACUCUGCAACACUCUCACCAUGCGGACGCUUCAUUGCUACGACAGGCUUUACUCCGGACGCGAAGGUAUGGAGAUUGAAGUUCGGGGCGUCAGAAUCAUUUGAAGGAGUGAAGCGAGCCUAUGACCUCACUGGUCACAAAGCCAGUAUCUAUAGUUGUAGCAUGAACGCUGACUGUACACGCAUGGUGACAGUCUCUAAGGAUGGCACCUGGAAACUGUUUGAUACUGAUAUUGAGUUUGAAAAGGGCCAACGGCCAUAUCAACUGCUCACUAUACCAUAUGAUAGCAUGGACCAAAAAGUCAUGAUUCGCAUGUCUCCAGAUGGCCGCACUGUACUGCUAGCAGCGCAAGCUAAUUUGACUUUUUACUCAGCAAUCACUGGAGAGAAGCUGAAUGUCAUUAAUGACAUAUAUGGUGAUUUGAUAUUUUAUACCCCCAAACAUCACAGUUCCUUCAAAAUUCUCUAG
This is a messenger RNA of Penaeus monodon (black tiger shrimp), 972 nucleotides long. Its product is annotated as transducin beta-like protein 2. Gene Ontology annotation, cellular component: endoplasmic reticulum. Gene Ontology annotation, biological process: endoplasmic reticulum unfolded protein response. Gene Ontology annotation, molecular function: protein binding. The transcript has 6 exons. NCBI's taxonomy places the organism in Eukaryota, Metazoa, Arthropoda, Malacostraca, Decapoda, Penaeidae. The coding region runs from base 1 to 972 and encodes 323 amino acids. The record is from RefSeq and is a predicted model, not a curated record.